CUCUCUCUCUCCCUCUCUCCCUCGUUGAAUUCGCUUCCUUCCACUGUUCUUCUUCUUCUUCUUCAUCUUCUUCUCCACUUCUCUCGCUUCCUCAAUCCCAUUCCACUUCCUCUAAUUCCUUUCUGCUUCUCUCUUUUCUUUUCCCGGCAAUUUCACCCCCUCGCUCCCAUUCGCUUUCUCUUCCCUCCUUUUCGCCGGAACCCUCCCUUCCUUUUCACUUUCCCACUUCCCACUCUCUUCUUCAUGCCACUCCUCCUCUACCCUCUCUUUCCCCACCCAAUUCUACUCUUUCUUCUCCAGAUCUGACCCUUGCCCUCCCGGAUCCGUCUCCAUCAACCCCUGUUAUGGAGGAAGCCUUGGAACUCGCUCGUGCCAAAGACACCAAGGAGCGCAUGGCUGGUGUUGAACGCCUCUAUGAACUUCUUGAAGCUUCUAGAAAGAGCUUGAAUUCCGUUGAGACUACUUCCUUGGUUGACUGCUGUCUCGAUCUUCUCAAGGAUAACAACUUUAGGGUUUCCCAGGGUGCUCUCCAGGCUUUGGCUUCUGCUGCUGUCCUCUCUGGUGACCAUCUCAAGCUGCAUUUCAAUGCUCUUGUCCCUGCUGCUGUUGAGCGAUUGGGUGAUGCUAAGCAGCCUGUCAGAGAAGCUGCUAGGAGGCUCUUGCUCACUCUCAUGGAGAUUUCUUCACCUACAAUCAUUGUUGAAAGAGCUGGCUCUUAUGCAUGGUCACAUAAGAGUUGGAGAAUACGAGAAGAGUUCGCAAGAACUGUUACAUCAGCCAUUGGUUUAUUUGCAUCAACUGAGCUAACACUUCAGCGGGCCGUGCUACCUUCGAUUUUGCAGAUGUUGAAUGAUCCAAAUCCUGGAGUUAGGGAAGCAGCUAUAGUUUGUAUUGAGGAAAUGUAUACACAGGCUGGGCCACAGUUGCGUGAUGAGCUUCAGCGCCACCACCUUCCUACUUAUAUGGUGAAAGAUAUUAAUGCCCGGCUAGAAAAAAUUACACCUCAAGUUCGGUCCUCGGAAGGACUGACUGGGAGUUUUGCAGUUGCGGACAUGAAGCCUGUAAAUAUUAACUCAAAGAAAAAUAGUCCAAAGGCUAAAAGUUCGAACAGAGAGGUUUCUCUUUUUGGAGGAGAAACUGAUGUAACAGAAAAACAGAUAGAUCCUGUAAAAGUGUAUUCGGAGAAGGAGCUCAUUAGAGAAAUUGAGAAGAUAACUUCUAUCCUUGUUCCAGAUAAAGAUUGGUCUAUUCGCAUAGCAGCCAUGCAGAGAGUAGAGGGCCUUGUUUCUGGAGGUGCUGCUGACUAUCCAAGUUUUAGGGGAUUGUUGAAACAACUGGUUGGACCUCUCAGUACUCAAUUAUCUGAUAGAAGGUCUAGCAUAGUGAAGCAGGCUUGCCAUUUGUUAUGCUUUUUAUCCAAGGAACUUUUGGGAGAUUUUGAAGCCUGCGCCGAAAUGUUUAUUCCUGUUCUUUUCAAGCUGGUGGUCAUCACUGUUCUUGUAAUUGCGGAGUCUGCAGAUAAUUGCAUAAAAACGAUGCUACGUAACUGUAAAGUUUCACGUGUGCUUCCUCGCAUAGCUGAUAGUGCAAAAAGUGAUCGAAGUGCUGUACUACGUGCACGGUGUUGUGAAUACGCACUUCUCAUUCUUGAGCAUUGGGCUGAUGCACCUGAGAUACAGCGAUCUGCUGAUUUGUAUGAAGAUCUAAUCAGGUGUUGUGUGGCUGAUGCAAUGAGUGAGGUUCGAGCCACUGCACGAGUAUUGUAUAGGAUGUUCGCGAAAACUUGGCCAGAGCGUUCCAAACGUUUAUUUUCCUCCUUUGACCUUGUGAUUCAAAGAUUAAUUAAUGAAGAGGAUGGGGGUAUACAUAGGCGACAUGCAUCUCCAUCUGUUCGUGAUAGAGGUACAAUGAUGUCACUCAACUCUCAAACAUCUACUGGUUCAAGCUUACCUGGAUAUGGAACUUCUGCUAUUGUUGCAAUGGAUAGAAGUUCGAGUUUAUCAUCUGGGACAUCACUCUCUACUGGACUUCUGUCUCAGUCAAAGACUUCUGUUGAUGGUUCUGAACGUAGUCUGGAGAGUGUGUUGCACUCAAGCAAACAGAAGGUCAAUGCAAUUGAAAGCAUGCUCAGAGGCUUGGAUAUAUCUGAGAAACACAACGGAAAUCUUCGAUCAUCUAGUUUGGAUCUAGGAGUUGACCCUCCAUCAUCUCGUGAUCCACCCUUUCCUCAAGCUUUACCCGCAUCUAAUCAUUUCAGUAACUCUUCUACAGCUGAUCUAACUGCGUCAAAUACGAAUAAAGUAAGGAGCCGCCAAGGUGGAUUGGGUUUAUCUGAUAUCAUCACUCAAAUUCAAGCUUCCAAAGGUUCUGGUAAAUUGUCACAUCGCAGCAAUGUGGUUAAUGAACCUUUGUCUACUUUUUCAUCUUACCCAUCAAAGCGGGUUGUUGACCGACACCAGGAAAGGGGUUUUGUCGAGGAGAAUAGUGAUAUUAGAGAAGCUAAGCGGUAUAUUACCCCACAAAUUGAGAAGCAUUACUUGGAUGUAACUUAUAGGGAUGGGAAUUACAAGGAUUCUCAUAACAGUUAUAUUCCCAAUUUCCAGAGACCACUAUUGAGAAAGAAUGCAGCUGGGCGAAUGUCUGCAACUAGGCGUAGGAGUUUUGAUGAUAGCCAGCUACCACUUGGGGAAAUGUCAAGUUACGUUGACAGUCCAGCAUCUCUUAGUGAUGCUCUUAGCGAGGGUCUUAAUCCAUCUUCUGACUGGUGCACUAGGGUUGGCACCUUUAAUUAUCUUCAGUCUCUGCUGCAGCAGGGUCCAAAAGGAAUACAAGAAGUGCUUCAAAAUUUUGAGAAGGUAAUGAAGUUGUUUUUCCAGCACUUGGACGAUCCACAUCAUAAAGUAGCGCAGGCAGCACUUUCAACACUGGCUGAUAUAAUUCCAACCUGCCGAAAGCCAUUUGAGAGCUAUAUGGAGAGGAUCUUGCCCCAUGUUUUCUCUCGGUUGAUUGAUCCAAAGGAGUUAGUAAGGCAACCCUGUUCGACAACUUUGGAAAUUGUUAGUAAAACUUACAGUACGGAUUCUCUCUUACCUGCUCUACUCCGUUCUUUGGAUGAACAGCGAUCCCCAAAGGCAAAACUGGCUGUUAUUGAGUUUGCUAUCAAUUCUUUUAAUAAGCAUGUAGUGAAUUCUGAGGGCUUUAGUAAUAAUGGCAUCCUAAAGUUAUGGCUUGCAAAAUUGACACCGUUGGUUUAUGAUAAAAACACCAAAUUGAAGGAAGCAGCCAUUACAUGCAUUAUAUCUGUUUAUUCACACUUUGAACCAGCAGCUGUCUUGAAUUAUAUACUUAGCCUAUCAGUUGAAGAACAGAAUUCCUUGAGACGAGCACUUAAACAAUAUACACCUCGCAUUGAGGUGGACUUGAUGAACUUCUUACAGAACAAGAAAGAACGUCAACGACCGAAGUCCUUGUAUGACCCAUCUGAUGUAGUUGGAACAUCUUCUGAGGAAGGUUAUGUUAGCAUGUCCAAAAAGAGUCAAUUCUUUGGUAGGUAUUCAGCUGGUUCUCUUGAUGAUGAGAGUGGUAGGAAGUGGAAUAUGAACCAGGAAUCAACCCUAGUAACAAGGAGCAUUGGUCAAGCUACUUCUGAUGAACUUCGCGAGAAUUUGUACCACAAUUUUGAUUCUGGUUCCAGCAAUGAUGUUAUUAAUAUGAAAACCAAAGAUGUGCAUUAUUUGGAAAAUUCCACACAACAGAACCUGGGAUCACGGACAAGUCUGGUGGAUAAUGUUGAUAGUAGUGUUAAUAUUGAUGAUUUGUCUUCCCUGCAUUUGGUUAACGGUGAGAAUGAUGAUGGCCAAUUAGGAAUUGCUGAAAACAUUGCAUACAACGACGAGGCUGCUCUAGACCUGGAAUCUCAUCAACACAAAACUGUAACUGUCAACUCCAUGGUGGACACAUCCCCUAGCAUUCCUCAAAUUCUUCACCUGAUCAGUACUGGCAAUAGUGAAAGCCCUUCUGCAAGCAAAUGCAGUGCGCUUCAACAGUUAAUUGAAACUUCUAUAAGUAGUGAUCCAUCCAUUUGGACCAAGAAAACGUCCAAGGAAAAGCUCCAUGAUGAUGUUGAAUCCCAAAAUGAUGAAACCAAUCUCUCUUGAUUUGAAGGAAGUGCAAAUAACCUAGGGACACAUACUGGAAGAAUUGUUUAUCCGAACUCUGAAGGAUGAGCCAUAUUUAUUUAUCUUUUAAUUACUCUUUAAGAAACAAAUUUCAUUGAUGCAUGAAAUUUACAAAAGGGCACCAAACCAAAGGAGUUAGUAGUUACAAAAGACUUCUCCAAUUACUCGAAAGAGAUGAAAGAUCAUAAGAACUAUAUGAAGAUGUACAUUUGACCACGAGAUAGUUAGGGUUGAGCUAAAAAUAAAUCCUUUGACCAUGCCACCAAGUGAAAAACACCAAUGCUUUCAACUUUUACCUUGUUCACCUGUGGACUUCUAAGACUUAAGUACGCCAGUUAAUACUUUUCUCCAGAAGGGAGUUUUGGUUCCUAAAUGAACACCCCCAACCCCAUUUAAAAAUGGUUGCCAAGUUUCUAUGCUUAAAAGUUCCAAUUCCGAGUUCGCCUUUAUUUUUAACCAUGUGGUUUAUGCUGAUUUCUUCCCUUCCCUGAAAGAAGUCUUCAAUAGACAUUCCGAUUCCUCACUAACCAUGGAAGGCCUAAGAAACAAUGAUGUAUAUUUAUAUAUUGAGCAAAUGAACAACUUUCAUUGAGAAAAAAUAAAAGUAAACAAUGUCACAUUAUAUAUAUGUAUGCAUAAAAGAAGCCAAUUGCAUAGUCAUACAGCCUUCUCUUGAGAGAUUUGGUAGUAAAACUAGUUUUUGUGGUUCAGGUUUGGGAAUGCCAAGACCCGCAUGUCCUCUUGGACUUGUAGAUUUAUAACAAGGGGGCAACCAACCCCCUUCAAUGUUGCACAAUCUCAAGGAAUUUUUAAGUAGCUUUUUGAUGUUCUUUACUUUAUCACUGGCUGAAUUGCAUGAAGUUUAUGUCAUGUGGUAAAUGGCGAGAUUGGUCAUAAUGCUUUUAUAAUGGUGAGCUAAUUGCCGUUGGAUGAGUAUGCAAGAGUUCCUUCUUUGAAGUUUGUUCUGUGCUCAAUGCUGGGAUCCAAAAUGAUUUAACCUAAAGGAUAAAAGGGAGAAUUCUUCCGGAAGUAAAAUAUAGAAUCUUUAUUAAAUAUUUGAAUGAAAGAUGAAAAGAAUUCAUCAUUCAUGAGAUGGGACUCCUAUAUAUAGAGAAUAAGGUCUUAAAAGGAAACUGAAAAGGGAUUGAAGUUCAAAUGAGAAACUAAAAAAAUAUUAACCAUGGAAUUACCCAAGAUUGUCUAUUGUUUCCCUCAUUCUCCUUACAUCAGAAAAUGAGCGUGAGCAAGGAAUAAGGAAUCCCUUAUCUUUACUUUGCUCCAAAAUCUUGUGCUCUUUUGCUAUAAGGAUUUUGUCAAGGUACCCCUGUGGUCUGUAUACACUGACAAACUUCUUCAAGAUUAAGCUUAACAAUGAGACUCCUGUUAGCUGUUCUAUUUGGGUGUAAACUCAUUCACAAUAAGGAACGUGACAAGGAUUUGCUUUCUUGAGACCAAAUUCUUGAGACCAAGAAUUUAAUGAAGGUGCUUUUUCACGUUGAAAUUUUGGAACUUUGAUUAUUGACUCCUUGGUUUCUCAUGAACCCAUCUAGUUGUAUUAAAGUCUCCUCAAGCACCAACUACUACUACCGUCAUCUGCCCUCACAAAAUCUGGAGGGAUACUGUACCUGUAAACUCUCCCUGUCAUGAUAUAACAUUUGCUGUUAUGGCUAAGAUCCUGCAUUGAAGCCCAUCGUUAAAGGUCAUUUUGUACAGUAUCUCUUGCUCAAGUUGAUUGGUCUCUUCCUUUGUGAAACAAUGAGAAGGUACAUUACACUAUAAAUUUACUCUUUUUGAAUCGAAGAAAAAAGGUACAUUGUGCAACACACCUCAACCACCAGUGUAUAUUUUUGGAUCUUGAAAUAGACUUGAUUGUAUUUUCUUCCACAUUGUCCAACUUGUGCUCUUAAAGAAUAACCACAACAGGUUGCUAGAAAA
This is a messenger RNA of Cucumis melo (muskmelon), 6113 nucleotides long. Its product is annotated as CLIP-associated protein. Gene Ontology annotation, molecular function: microtubule binding. Bases 345 to 4157 code for a protein of 1270 amino acids. NCBI's taxonomy places the organism in Eukaryota, Viridiplantae, Streptophyta, Magnoliopsida, Cucurbitales, Cucurbitaceae. Gene Ontology annotation, biological process: microtubule cytoskeleton organization. Gene Ontology annotation, cellular component: cytoplasmic microtubule. The transcript has 16 exons. The record is from RefSeq and is a predicted model, not a curated record.